GGCAACAGGCUGGCACUAGCCUGCUCUUUUUUUAAUAAUCUUUUUUUUUAUUAUUGUUUAUUCAACGAAUUGAGGCAAAGAUCAAAAGCCAUUCAGGGUUAACUUCGUAUCAAAUUGGAAAUGGGAAAUAAAGUAGUUACAUUCACGGAACAGCAAUUGGAAGAUUAUCAGGACUGUACAUUUUUUACUAGGAAAGAAAUACUUAGGGUCUUCAAGAGGUUCCGAGAAGUGAAUCCUGACCUAGUACCGAAACGAAUGACCGAAAACCAAGCACACACUAUAGCAGUACCAGUCGAAGAGAUAGAAAAACUUCCCGAAUUAAAGGAGAAUCCGUUCAAGAGACGCAUCUGUCAAGUGUUUUCUCACGAUGGUUCUGGCAACCUGACUUUUGAAGACUUCUUGGACAUGAUGUCGGUGUUCAGCGAAGCUGCUCCGAGGGAUAUUAAAGCAUGGUACGCAUUCCGCAUAUACGAUUUAGACGAUGACAUGUACAUCGGACGAGAAGAUUUACUUGAAGCGACACGCUUACUCACUAAAGGGGAACUGCAUCCUCAGGAGAGGGACGACAUUGUGGCGAGUGUUCUGGAUGAAGCAGAUGUGGACGGGGAUGGACGACUGUCUUUUAUGGACUUUGAGCACGUUGUAGUACGCGCUCCGGAUUUCUUGUCCACCUUUCAUAUUAGAGUAUAAGGACCAGAAGCUGUUACCUAUUUCGUACAAACAUGUAAGGAAAUCUAUAGGGAUGAAAUCAGAGUAAGCGUUUAAGACGAACCAGAUGUAGACGGGGAUGAACGACUGUCUUUUAUGGACUUUGAGCACGUUGUAGUACGCGCUCCGGAUUUCUUGUCCACGUUUCAUAUUAGAGUAUAAGGACCAGAAGCUGUUACCUAUUUCGUACAAACAUGUAAGGAAAUCUAUAGGGAUGAAAUCAGAGUAAGCGUUUAAGACGAACCAGAUGUAGACGGGGAUGAACGACUGUCUUUUAUGGACUUUGAGCACGUUGUAGUACGCGCUCCGGAUUUCUUAUCCACGUUUCAUAUUAGAGUAUAGGGACCAGAAGCUGUUACCUAUUUCGUACAAAAAUGUUAAGAAAUCUAUAGGGACGAAAUCAGACUGAGCGUUUAAGACGAAGCAGAUGUGGACGGGGGCGGACGAGUGUCUUUUAUAGACUUUGAACAUAUUGUACGCGCUAUGGAUUUCUUGACAAUCUUUCACAUUAGAGUAAUUAUAAAGACUUAGAUACUAAUUUAACGAAGACAGAAAUCUACAGGGACAAAAUCAUUUUAAUCUUUCUGUUGUGUACAUUAAUGGACUUGGAACAUGUUGUUCCUAACUUGAACGUGUUUUAGGUUUCAUGAUUUUACGUUA
This is a messenger RNA of Maniola jurtina (meadow brown), 1368 nucleotides long. RefSeq names its product calcium and integrin-binding family member 3 (gene Cib2). The record is from RefSeq and is a predicted model, not a curated record. Gene Ontology annotation, molecular function: calcium ion binding. The transcript is spliced from 5 exons. Bases 121 to 690 code for a protein of 189 amino acids. Lineage: Eukaryota; Metazoa; Arthropoda; Insecta; Lepidoptera; Nymphalidae.